Lodderomyces oxycetoniae is the source of this 486-nucleotide messenger RNA. RefSeq lists its product as uncharacterized. The coding region runs from base 1 to 486 and encodes 161 amino acids. Gene Ontology annotation, cellular component: late endosome membrane; membrane raft; Ragulator complex. The transcript has a single exon. The record is from RefSeq and is a predicted model, not a curated record. Gene Ontology annotation, biological process: positive regulation of MAPK cascade; regulation of receptor recycling; positive regulation of TOR signaling. Lineage: Eukaryota; Fungi; Ascomycota; Pichiomycetes; Serinales; Debaryomycetaceae.
AUGGGGUUGUGUAUUUCAUGUAUUUAUGGAAACACCAAUGAGGAAGAAGAUGACGAGACAACUUCGCUACUAGGGAGACGCCAUCAAAAUCAAAGCACAGAGUGUUUACAACAAGAAGAGAUAUUGAAACAGCAAAAAAGACAUCAAGAACUAACUGCAAUUGUAAAUGAUUUGUCGGACAAACUAAUUGAUGUCACAUCAUUUUUAAAUGAUAGCACGGGAUCAAAACUGAUAAGCUCCCCAAGUUUAACACAACAGACCCAAAUUGGCGCAACGUAUACAAAUGGCAGUGUGUCUAUCCAUGGCAGUACUGGAAAUUUAAACAUGAGUGAAAUGUUAGGAGAUGAAUCCCAACUAAAACAGUAUCUCCAUGUGUAUAAUACGAGCGAGAGAGAUUUAGUGAUUGAGAAAACAGCAAAGUUGGAUGACUCUAUACGUCAAGCAUGUCGCGUGACUGUAUCUGAGCCUCUAUAUUUGAUAUUUUAA